Loa loa (African eye worm) is the source of this 1254-nucleotide messenger RNA. RefSeq lists its product as hypothetical. The coding region runs from base 1 to 1254 and encodes 417 amino acids. The transcript is spliced from 7 exons. Lineage: Eukaryota; Metazoa; Nematoda; Chromadorea; Rhabditida; Onchocercidae. The record is from RefSeq and is a predicted model, not a curated record.
AUGUUCAUUUUGGAUGGUUUCUGGUUGAAUUCGUCGAACAGAACCAAUAGCAAUGCCGCCUCAGUGCUUCUAAUCACAGCUGUCCUAUAUGUCAUUUUAACAACAGUCGUCCAUUCUCAACAACGACAGACAAAUAUUGACGAUGAUGAUAACCUUUAUAUUCUCAUUGACGAAAUUAGUGUUUAUACAUGUCGAGGAGCUAAAAAUGAGAUCAAGCUAACAGAGGAUGAUAUUGAUGUUGUGAAUGAGAAAGGUAAUCGUGUAUUCUUCAUCAAGGCACCAGGAAAUUACUCUUUGCACUUCAAGAGACUUGUUGUCACCAAAGAUAUCGGAUAUCUGAGUGGCGAAAUUGGUGUUAAACUUCAAGUGCCAAUCAUCGAAGGUCCUGCAGGAAUUCGUUUCGACUUGCCUUAUACAGUGAUACCAGAAACUGGAAUUUUAGACCAAGAAUGUGACAAACAUAGCGGUGUCGUAGAGCGUGGUAAUCGACAGUACUGUCGUUAUUGCGAUAUCUGCGGACUUACUGCUAAACUGGAAACCGACUUGAAUGAUAAAGGUCAUUUAUUUUUGCCCGAGGUGGCACGCGGCACCGAGGAGAAAUUCGCAUUAGUUUGUAAUCGAAUUGCAUCGAAUGUUUACGAAUUUAAUCGGACGAUUAAUUUGCCUGGUAAACGUGAGCUAGAAGCACGGAUCAACGAAAAAGUCCAAGGUCUGGAUGGUGAGAUUCGUCAGCGUCUAAACAAAAAACGAGGUCGAUUUCAAAUAUUCCUAAACUUAAUCAGUGCCGAACAACCAGCAAUCGGGCGAGAUGAUUGGUUUGCGAAGUCUCUUGAUUGCCGAUGUUGUUGGGAUGGUCGUGACGCUUCGUGCCAUGGUGUACUAAGUUUGUUGUACUGCAAUAAAGAAGAGUGCAAGAAUAAUUGGGCACAACGCUGUUUGCAUCAAACAGCACGCAUCGUUGCAUGUUAUACAGUUGAAUUUAAUUAUCGCAUGACGACUUCAUAUGCAGACGUCAUUCGGUUUUUAGAAGAAAACAAUCAUUCGAAUCAGGAAACUGUUAUGUCAGUACCGGAAAUACAGCAGAUUUCACCACAUUUACUAGGCACUGUUAAAACCAGCGAUACUUCCCAACCUCUACCCGAAAGAUGUGUGGCAAAAAUGCCUCAGAAGCUGAUACAUUUGCGGCGUUAUUGUAUAAUCUUCUGGAAUGAUAAGCUAUGUUGUUCACAUUGUUCUGGUGUAUGUCAACCUUAG